AUGCGGGCGGCAGAGCACGAGGGCGCGGAAGAUAUGGCACCCAGCCCACCGCCGACAACGCCGGAUGACUCCCAGUUUAUAGACUGUUUAACACGGAGCCACUUUGAGCAGGCGAUGGAUGCAAUGGCGACGAAAUUGAUUUUUACAUGGCAGGCGACGGAUGAUCAAAUUAAAAAGGAGGUGAGGGACCUAUCAUCCAGGACCUCUGCAGUGGAAAAGCACUACCAGGAGCUUGCCUCCGCGCAAACAACAGUCUCGGAGCACCUACAGGCACUGCAAAAUGGAAAGUAUGGAAAUGCGCAUAACAAACCAAGAAGACAGGGCACGCAGGAAUAA
Messenger RNA from Pelobates cultripes (western spadefoot toad), 336 nucleotides. Lineage: Eukaryota; Metazoa; Chordata; Amphibia; Anura; Pelobatidae. The record is from the annotation of a GenBank genome assembly.